AUGGCGCAGACAGCCGGCGAGCGGUUCGCGCAGCUGCAGCGCCGCCUCUUUCCCCGCGUCGAAGGCCGGGAAGAUGUCAAAGGCCAGCUCUUUGUCACCGUGGUCCGCGCAACGAAUCUAAACCUGCCUGCCUUUCGGUGGUUCCCGCCGCAGGCGGUCGUCGCUUUGGGGAACCAUGAGCGGCGAUCCCCCCUGGGCGAAGCCUUUGGAGCUCACCCUGUUUUCGGCUGGCGCGCCGAGCUCCCUUUCACUGGGCACGAGUCACACCUGGUUUUCGAGGUGGUCUGUGAGGAGUUCCUGGUGGGAAGCUGCCUCGUGCCCUUGCAGGAGGUACUGAGCGGGGCAGCAACGGGAGAAUACCGCCGGGUGCUGCCCUUGGCUGAAACCGGACAGGGAGAGCGCCCCGAGCUUUACGUUGUGGUGACCACGACCUUGGAGGGCGACCUGCGCGUGCCAGUGGUUCAGGAGGAGGCUGCCAAGCAGCUCCGUGCACGAACCUCACAAAUCCGGGUGACGCUGCGCUCCCUACGCGUGGCCGAGAAGUUUGCAGUGGACAAUGGCACCAACAAGAUUUUCCCUUACGUGGCCGCAGCGUGCGGUCAGCAGGUUGGCCGGACGAAAGCUGCCUUUCUGCUGGCAAGCCAGGAGGAUGCUGAGAAGUUUGUUUUCACGAGCCUCCCAAACAGCAACUUCGAGUGCGGUGAGCUCCUCCGCGGCCGUUUUGAAAAGUACCGAGCCGUGCCCUCCUCACAAGAGCGACACGCGUCGCAGCCGCAGUACGGCUAUCGCAUGCGGGUGGACGCGAGCGGCAUCCAAGUCUCAUAUUGCUACGUGGAGUUUACAUUCUGGUACCAGCAGCAGGAGCUGCUGGAGCUGUCUGUGUUCGAUGACGUCUUCCUGGUCUAUCCCGACCCCCUGGUGGCCAACGGCGCCUUGGACCUGAACGAGGCCUUCCGUCUGGCCUUUGCCGAGGAUGGCACUUUGCUGGAUGACGACGGCCGACAGCCAAGUGUCAUCAUGCGCGUGCCGCUGUCCUCGUCCAUCGCGUCCUUGCGGCCGUCAGGGACCCUCGGCAGCAGCGCAGCGGCCGAUGGCGGGGAUGGCGGAACAGGUGGCAGCACCAGCUCCCAUGUUGCGGGGGAGAUCGAGCUGCAAAUCGAGUUUUUGGAGGAACCGCUGGCAUGCCCUACGGCACUCGAGAGCACCUUUCGCCGGGCGAUCCGAGCCAAGAAGGAGGUCUCCGAUCUGCAUCGGGAAAGCUUGCAAUACCUGGCGGACAUCACCGAAGGGGACCUUACCGCCUCUGGUUUCCCUCCUCUGGAGGACCUCUUCAGCGAGCAGCGGCGGGCCCUUGCGAUCCUUUGUUCUUGCUGCGCCGUCGCUAUGACCAGGAGGCUGGCCAGCCACGAGGGCCGGGCGACCUCGCUCUACACGGACCGACUGCGCAGCGUCACGGAGGCACUUUGCCAGCUGCUUGUGCCCAACGACCCGGAGCUGCAGGACGAGCUCCUGAGCUCCGCACGAGAUGUGGUGACCUACAGACCCGUUGAUGAGGCAGCAGAGGCCUACCGCCGAAACUGCCGCCCUCCGCUGUCGCGCUGGGAGGUGCUGUUGCCCCUAGGCAGUUUGCUGGCCGCCGCUUCCACCGGUGGUGCCCUAUUGCGCAUCACCCUGCGGAAGGUGGCCGAUGCCAUUGAGCCGGAAAGCUGCGCGGGGAGGCUCUUCUUCGAGCUGAUGGAGCGGCACCUCGUGGCCUUGGGCCUCCCGGCGCCGGAGCCGCCGUCGCUGGAGCUUGCAGAGGCAGCAGGAGCCGAGCCUCGCGUUCUGGCUGCCGAGGAGGCGACGCCCAUGGCCUUCGAGCAGCACGACCAACUGCGCCGUGGCCGAGCGGCAAUGUACACGAACUUCUUCCCUGAGAUCGAGUGGAGCCGGCUCCUCGACAAGCAGCUGGAGGAGGCCCAGGUGGCCAUCAUACCGGGGAAGUAUAAGUACAUCAUUCCGUCGUCUCUGGUGCUGGGUGGCAUGUGUGGCGCCCUUGCGUCUAUCUCGUACAUCGAGACGGCCGUCAUCCUGCACACAAUUGACGACGAGCUCCUCUGCCACAAGGACUACAGCCACAUGGCCCUUAUGAGGGGCGCCUGCUGGUUGGUCAAGGAUUCGCACCUGGAUGGUUUCAUGGAGUGGGUCGCAACUUCGCCCGCAUGGCUGAAGGUGCUCUUCGGCCUCUUCGCAACCUCGGGCACGACGGUGGCUCUUCAACAGCUGCGCCGUCGAUAUUUCCAGCUGCGUGAGAUGAGCCUGGAGCCUCUGGGGCCGUGCCUGUCCUCGCACAAGGUGAUCUGCGCUUCCGGCUUCCUUCGGAGCCUGGCCGAUGUCUGCCAGCCUUGGGCCGUGGAGGGUCCCUGGACAUCUGGUCAAGUCUGCUUCCUGCGUUUCGAGACAGAGGUCCUCUACAAGCUGGGAAACCAACUGCGCGAUGUCUUGGCUAGAGAUCUGAAGCGCACGGAGUAUGUCGCCACCUUCCUGAUGUCAAUGUCGAACCCAAUUUCUUUCCAGCAGCGAGUGAUCAAGACCCUUCUGGAAGAGCUUGGUGAUCUCCUGGACCAGGCAUGCGAGCGGGCGCGGCAGGUUGGCCGGCUGCUCGCAAAGCAGCUUGUGGCAGCGGCGGAGGCCACGCGGGGCCGGCUGACGGUGAGUCUGCUUGGUUACUCUGCUGGCGGCGUGGUUGUGCAAAGUUGCCUUCAGGGCCUGCAAGAGCUGUGCAAGGAUGGCCGCAGCGAGGCGGCCGAUGUGGUUUGCGACGUCGUUCUGCUGGGGACCCCUGCGGCCGCCCUGGAUGAUGGGUGGUCCCGACUGCGGGAGCUGGCCAUGGGGCGUUUUGUGAACGGCUUCUUCGCGCAAGACAGCUUUCUGCUGUCGCACCAGUUUCGCAGGGGAGGCAGCAAGCUGGCAGGCUGCAGCCCGCUACACGCACCAGACGUGGAGAACAUCCCCAUGGAUCCUUACAUCACAACCCACAACGAGUACCCGGAGCAGAUGUCUCUGAUCCUUCAUCGCAUUUUCCACGGCGGGCCCACAAACGAAGAGCAGGUCAAAUCUGGCGGCCAAAGUGGUCAGUUCCGCGCCAACAGCGACCAGAUCGGCUGGCGGGGUGAGUCGGGCGCCACGAAGGUGCACGCCACCACUUCCAUUCGCAGGGCGGAGUGGUUCGAGGGCAGCCUGCGCCUUCUUUGUGAGCGGGAGGACGGCACUUCCGAGGUAGUGGCCUUGGAUGGCUUCAGCGACACGGACUUUGAUGCCCUUUGGCGGUACUUUGAGCAGACUUGCGGAGUGUACCUGAAGAAGCACCGCCCUGUGGCCGCCCUUUCCGAGGUCGACUUUGACACAGCCAUGCGGAGCAUCGAGGACGCAGCCGAUAGAGAGCGCACCUUAGAGGGGCGGACCCCGGUGGAUGAAGCAGCCGCAGGCUCCGUGCAAAAGAAAGCCAAGGAGGCCGACCUCAUGAAAAAGGCCCUCAGCCGGGUCUUCGCCGACCGCGGCUGCGAGCGGAUCGGCCGGCUGCGGCUGGUCGUGGAUACGGUGCAGCUAGAGGUCUAUCAUACCGAUCCCCGAUGGAAGCACUUGCUGAGCAAGUGCGCCACGAUUGAGGCGGUUCUGAAGGAGCUUGGAGCCUUCCGUCUGCGGCCUCUGACAGAGAAGGAGAAACUCAUCAAGUAG
Symbiodinium natans is the source of this 3717-nucleotide messenger RNA. The record is from the annotation of a GenBank genome assembly. NCBI's taxonomy places the organism in Eukaryota, Dinophyceae, Suessiales, Symbiodiniaceae.